AUGUCCACCCGAACACGCCGUAAGCGGCGUACCCGCAGCGAAUCGCCCGCCCGCGAUGUGAACCCCAGGGUCAGAGACCGAGAGGACCACGCGGUCGCCGAAAAUGCGUACUUUACUGAAAGUGAUCGGUUCGUAUUUAGACCCCCUCUGCUUUCCACCUGUUCCCGCCUUAUUCAUCUUCUCUAUCUCGCACCUAUGAAGCCGUCCGCCUCCUUGGGGGUCCGCUCAUCCUCCGACGAGACCGCCGCCUCAGAGCCAAGCAUAACACCCGAAAACCCACCAGAUGGCCCCCGCUCAAUGCACUGGCAGCACGAACUCACGCCCGAGCCAGAAGAAUAUGCACCCAGACAGGAAAGAGGCCACUACAAUGUUUCGAUACCUAGGCCGCCAGCUGCCCCUCGAGCAAUGUUACCCCAUGAGCGCUCUUACAACGCCCCUACGACAGCUGCUAAUAUACCACCUGCUGCCCCGCGAGCACCAUACCAAGGUUUUUACGGCUCCUCUACGGUAGCUGCCAGUUAUCAAUGGGCCGUCACCUGCCCCGCGAGGGGUAUUGCCCCACCAAAGUGCCUACAACCCCCCGAAUGCAGGUAUCAAUGGGCCACGAAGUGUCCCACGAGCGAUGCCUGGUGUCGAUGCACCGCCAACUGCCCCGCAAGGGAUGUUACCCCACCAAAGCACGUACAAUCCUCCCAAUACAGGUAUAAAUGGGCUGUCAACGAGACCGCGAGCAGUAUUACCCCACCAAAAGCAAAUACUCCAGUCUCUAACAGCCCUCCCACCACAGCAUAUGAUAUUGUUACAGGCAUCAAUGGACCAUCAACAGCCCGUGCGGCACCAGCGCAACGUCUUAGAGCAGUGACUCCAGUCUCUAGCGACAAUCCCAUAGCUUCUAUUGCAAAUAGUAUCCAUAAUCCGCAAUAUAGUGCUCAAGCUGUUCCUGCUACUAGCGGCAAUGCUUCUGCUCGUGGUCUACAUGGUCCGCAUGGUGGAAACAGCAUUCAUGCUGCCCAUGAUUUGCAGGCAUUGCGUAGUGAAGAUGAGGCGAAUGUCGCUCGCGCUCAAAAUUUCGUUGCAAAUAAUUUUAACGGUCGAGAGAACGACCAAGGGAGCGGUCAAGGGAAUAGCCAUAAUAUUCAAAGAAAUCAACCACAGAGUGUCGCUAGAGAGAGUCGAGUUGCACAUGGCCGUGGCCCAUAUGAUAGGAAUGGUCCGGCAGUAGAUUUUGAUGACCAUAGGGAUGGUAGGGCUCGUGAUCUGAGACGGAAUAGAGAUGGCGGGGUUCAUGAUCAGAGAAAUAAUAGGGGCAACGGUGGCGAUUACUCCAGAGACUUUCGUGGCAAUAACAACAAUUUGACUCCAAGGGUAGUUGGGGCAGAUGGAGAACUUCCGGAAAAAGUUUCAAAUACUAUAAAUGGAAAGACCCUUAAGCUACCAACUCGUAGGCUCGAGAACACCAGUAGUCAUUCAAGAAUCACAGUAUUCACAAAUCACUUUGAAGUUAAAUCGCUUCCAUGCAUCGAUAUUUUCCAAUAUGAUAUCCGGGUUACUGGCGAUCCAAGGAGGUCUGGCGGAUAUUUGGACGAAUCCGAGAUUCAACAAUGCUCUCCGAGUAUGGUAAGAAAGGUCAUGGAGAAUCCAGAGAUAAAAAAUAUUCUUGGGCAUGGCUUUGUCUUUGAUGGUGUCUCCAUUGGAUGGUCAACAGACAAGCUACCAUUUCCCGUUGACCCCUUUAGAUAUCGCCUUGAACUCCCAGGAUCCCGCCCGGGAAGAAAGUUUGGCUGUAACAUCGACAUCAGCUGCACUGGAAAACUUAGUACAGACCCAUUUAUUAAAUGGCUUCUCAACGAUAGUUGUCGAACCACUUCACUAGAUGAUGUCGCUGAUUUCAGCAAGGAAGAUCAGAUUGAAAUCUGCUUGAAAUUUCUGAAUGCUCUUCUACGUGCCGAUCCAUCAAAAAGAUUUAUGAGUGGCCAUGGCAAUAAAUCAACAGCAUAUUUCCAUCGUACGCCAGAAACAACAUCAAGUCUCACAUCCGCUAACCGGGUUCUCGAAGCCUGGCGCGGCUUCUAUCAAAAUAUCGCUGUACGCUUUGGGAAACUCACUGUCAAUGUGGAUACCAUAACUGCAACAUUCAUCAAACCUGGUAUCAUCUUUUUAGAUGCGAUUUGUGGUUUAGCAAAUAUAAAUAUACUGCAUGCUGAAGACGUAUACCACGCAGAGCCCCAGAGACUGAGGGAGAUUGUGAGGAAGUUUAUUGGAGUUGGAUUCAGAAUUAGACACAUAAAGGAAGGUCCAAAGAAGGACCUGGUGAGGCGCGUUAUGAGACUAACUGAGCAUGGCGCAUCCAGAGAGAUGUUUAGUAAGAGAAGAUUUGACAUAGAUCCAGUUACCGGCGAGGAAACAAUGACGAUGGAGUCAAUAAGUGUUGAAGAUUACUACAGACAACAGUAUAACAUGAUUCUGAGAUUCCCACAACUACCUAUGGUUGUAUGCAGAAAGGAGGGGAAGUAUCCGUUAGAGUUAUGUUAUGUUGCUGAUGGUGAGCGCUGGACCGAGGCCCUCAAAGGUAAACAUACUUCAGAUUUUAUCAAGUUCGCAACUGCACCGCCACCCGCCCGCAAAGAGCAGAUCUGGGAGAAUGUGAAGGUAAUUGGUUGGCAUAAGCAGCGUGUACUCAAGGAGUUUGGGGUGUCGGUAAACCCGGCGUUCAUGCAAGUCGAGGCGAACGUUUUGAAACCUGUGAUUCCUAUCUACCAAAGAGGAACCGAAAUCAAUGGACUAAGGGUUCCGGGACGUUGGAAUUUAGAUCGUAAAAUAUUCUAUCAAGCGCAAUCGGUCACUCAAUGGGGUCUAAUCUACUUUCCCGGUGCUCCACGCACUCGUAGGAGCGAUCAUGAGCUUAGGAGACUUACCACAACGUGCUCCAUAGAAUUCAGGAAAUACGGAAUCCAGAUGCCCUCAGGCCCAAUUUUAACCAGUGUCUGUGACCCGCAGGGGGACAUACCCAAACUUAUUCUCGAACUUCUCGUAAAAAUCCAGACCCAGACAAGGGCCCGACCAAAUCUGUUAGUUUUUCUGCUUGAGUUUGAACAGAAAGAUCUAUAUGCACAAAUAAAGCGGAUUUGCGAUACAAAAUUGGGUAUUGCAUCGCAAUGUAUGCUUGCUGACAUGGCCAUUAAAGAGGAAGGUGACAGAGGUGCAGGGCAAUAUUUUGGAAAUGUCGCGAUGAAGAUCAACAUUAAAUUAGGUGGAAUAAACGCAAUGAUUGAGGACCCAAUUCUCAAUGGUAUGCCCACCCUUCUGAUUGGUUGCGAGGCGUCAUACCCAAAUCCUUCUCAACUUCGACUGAUUCCGCCGCCACCGGCGUUUGUCGCGCUUUCGGCAAAUUAUGAUUUGCAUUGCGCACAGUUCAGUGCGGUGACUGAUUCACAAGACCCUUUGGACCAAAAGAUCGUUCACUUCAGGCCGAUGGCACAGGAACUCUUUAACCGCUACAAAGUACAGACCUCACGCGAUCCAGAAAGAAUCAUUUAUUUCCGCGACGGACUUUCUGAAGGAGGAUAUGGGUCGGAAUUGAGGACCGAACUUGAGGAGCUCAAGAAAAUUACCAACGCCCCUAUCACUGUGGUGCUUUGCAUUAAGCGCCAUCAUACACGUUUCUUCCCAGGCCCCGGAGAGAAGAGCGACAGAUCUGGAAACGUAGUCCCUGGAACCGUUGUUGAGAACGGAAAUGGGAAGGAUAUCUUUCUUGUUGCUCAUAUUGCUCUUAAAGGGACCGUUCGUCCUACUCGUUAUGUGGCAGUCUAUGAUGACAAUAAGCUCAGUGCCCGUCAAUUCCAAGAGCUCUGUAACAACCUUUGUUACGGGUAUGGCAGAGCUACUAUGGCAGUAAGCAUGGUUCCGCCGGUUUAUUAUGCACGCCUCGCCUGUGAACGUGCCCGUUUACACAUAGAAAAUAAUGUGAAACUCGAUGGAUCACCGGGGAUGUCUACAUUACCCCAAACCCAUAGAAAUAUACAAUACUCCAUGUGGUGGCAAUGA
Molecule: messenger RNA, 4044 nt
Organism: Morchella sextelata
Lineage: Eukaryota; Fungi; Ascomycota; Pezizomycetes; Pezizales; Morchellaceae
Exons: 11
Coding region: 1-4044 (1347 amino acids)
Molecular function (GO): RNA binding; protein binding
Source: RefSeq, a predicted model, not a curated record